Molecule: messenger RNA, 229 nt
Organism: Symbiodinium pilosum
Lineage: Eukaryota; Dinophyceae; Suessiales; Symbiodiniaceae
Source: the annotation of a GenBank genome assembly
AUGCCUCGGUACUUAGUUCAGGCGCAGCUUUAUGACAUCGAGCACAUCUACGCCUCUGGGUAUUCAUUUGUGGCCCUUCGCCGCGACGGAGCAGCUAUCUCCUGGGGAAGUCCCACGGACGGCGGUGAUAGCAGCUCCGUCCAAGACCAGCUGAAGAACGUCGUGAAGGUGGCUGGCUCCGCCACCGCCUUCGCGGCAAUCUUGGCCAAUGGCGAGGUAGUCUCCUGGG